AUGUUGGAUCACUGCGACCGGGUGUGUGCACACACCUGCUACGCCGAGGUAGUUGAGGCGAACUGGACGCAGGGCAUCAUCCAAUGCCUUCUGGUCAUGUGCAACAUCCGCUACCACCCAAACAGUAGCACAUCGGAGUUGCUUGAGGAAAUUCGCCUGGCAUUCUCCCCAGACAAUGACAGCACGGUGCCUUCGACAGACUAUUUCCCGCCUUGCUCAACUGACAAGGCCAUGCGUCUAGAGCGAGACCAACCUCCCCUCUAUUCGAUCCCUCUACAAGGCUAUCUCUCGCCAGUGCUCGUUUUCUUAACAAUCAUCAACAACACCCUAGUCUGUAUCGUCUUACUGAAACCACACAUGCGCAGUCCUACCAACGCCAUUUUGAUUGCCAUGGCUCUGUCGGACAUGUUUACCGGACUGUUUCCCGUUCCGGUUUUUCUGUAUUUCUACGCCACGGAGAGAUACCGAGAAUGGGUGCCGUAUGACUGGUGCUUCGCCGUCGAAAUCUUCCGCGUAUACAUCCCCACAAUCUUCCACACGACCUCUAUCUGGCUGACUAUGGCGCUAGCCUUCCAGAGGUACAUCUACGUCUGCCACUCUUUCAAAGCACGGACAUGGUGCACAAUUAAAAACGUUAUUAUCGGAGCCAUAACGAUCCUCGCCUUAGCUACACUCAGCCAGUUCACUUGCUUUUUUGAGUUUUACUUCGUGGAGACUUACAGACCCUCCAUUUUGGUUCCCAAUAAAACUGUUUCCGCUUGCGUGAAAGAGAUGCGCCCUUGGGUCAGCUCCAAUGUUAAUCUGUAUUACAACAUCUACUUCGGAGUGAGGGUCGUAUUUAUUCAUCUUAUACCGUGUGUCUCUCUCGUCGUUAUGAACGCUCUUCUCAUCCACGCCAUGAAAAAGGCGCAGCAGAGGAGGAUGCAGUUACUGCGGCAGAAUAAAAAGAGUGAGAGUCGGAAGCUGAAGGAAUCAAACUGCACCACUUUGAUGCUGGUGGCGGUGGUCGGGUUGUUUCUGCUGGUAGAGUUUCCCUUGGGACUUGUUAUGGUGUUUUUAAUUCUGGACAAGUCGUUUCAGAUUGUUAUAAUUGAAGAGGCAACGGUUGAGGUCGCCAGCCUCUUCGCCAACUUCUUCAUUCUGCUGAGCUAUCCGCUGAACUUCUUCAUCUACUGCGGCAUGAGCAAACAGUUCCGAGAGACCUUCAAGCGACUCUUCACUGGAGCCGCCAUGCCCCCGGAGAAAGAGUACUCCCAGUACAUGACGCUGCCCACAGAGAACGGAAAAAGUACGGGCGUUACCCAUGACGAAACUGCGUUAUGA
Messenger RNA from Candidula unifasciata, 1323 nucleotides. The record is from the annotation of a GenBank genome assembly. NCBI's taxonomy places the organism in Eukaryota, Metazoa, Mollusca, Gastropoda, Stylommatophora, Geomitridae.